GUAAAUGAAAAUUGCCACAAUGUGUCAUAGGCCUAAAUACUGCAUCUCGUCAUGGAAGUGCCGGCUUCUAGAACGGUGAUCUAUCGAUGAUUCUAGUCUGUCCGUACAAUGGCAUGGGUAGGCCUACGUAGGUCAAGUGCAGUGAACCGCACCGUCUGUUGACAGUAUAUAGACGGUGGUGUAUUCAUUAGGCCUGCCUGGACAAGGUGCUGUUCCCUGAACAUGCCGCGCAAUAUGGGACCUCACUUCUUAACACAGACAUGUGAUGAUACCUUGAUUUAUAACAAAUUAUAAGUCUUAACCAUUACCAUACCAGAAAGUGCAGGAAUUCAUAAAAACGGAGUUGAAAUUUUGGAACGGCGAAGUGGUGGCACAGAAGGAAACCCGUUUGUGUGUUGAUUGUGACCACACACGUGCACAUUUACGUGGUUAUUUAUAGCUAAGCGCACGCGCGUACCAACACCCAGUGUCAUCAUGGUGAACAUUGAAGAGUUUUGCGGGAAAGACGGUGGAGCUAUAUGGGAUGAUAAUUUGUUGUUCAACAGUUCGUACCCAAGAUUUACGGAGUGUUCCCAGAAUACUCUGCUGGUUUGGGUACCAUGUGGGUUCCUGUGGGUGACUCUCCCGUUCUACCUGUAUGGUCUGUGUACAUCAAACGGUGUGCCCCUCCCUCUGUCUAGUCUCAACAUCACAAAAUCUUUCCUGAGUCUGGUGCUGUUCUUCCUCACAGCUGUACAGAUGAUUAAAGAGGCUAGUGACAAGACAGACAAUGGUAAAGAGGUGUCGACUGCGCUCUUCCUGGCCGGUUCUAUAAAAGUGGCCUCAUUUGCACUGACAGCCCUGUUGAUUCAGUUCGAGAAAAGGAGUGGUUUUAUCACAUCAGGCAUUCUGUUUCUGUACUGGUUAAUGAUGACCAUUGCUGGGAUAGUACCAUUCUACAGUAAAAUCAUACAAAAGGAGUACGAGGACGAUCUGUUCACCUUUAUUAUGUUCUACGUGUACUGGGCAGCCCUAUUAUUACAGCUGAUUCUUCACUGUAUCGCUGAAAAAGUCACACGCCGGGGUUACCAACCACUUGGACAGAAGCCAUGCCCAGAGAUCUCCACCUCCUUCCUUAGUAGAUUAGUAUUUUGGUGGAUGAAUUCACUGGUAUUGUCAGGGUACAAGAAAGACUUACAAGAGGAUGAUAUCUGGGACUUGAAUCCACGCGAUGCAAAUACCAGUGUCAACCCGAAGUUCUCAAAAGCCUGGAAGGCAGAGCUUGAAAAAUGGAAGAUGAGAGAAAAUACCAGUGUGACUUUUAACCGAGAACCCCGUGACAUACAGGAAGACCGACGCACCUCAGAAAAAACACCACUGCUACGACAAAGGGCGGGAACAUCAGAGGUGGAAUUCCGUGGAACUAAAGUGGAAAAACAGAAAAGCAAAGCUUCGUUGUUUAGGGUGUUGGUUAGAGUAUAUGGGUUUGACUUCCUCAGGGCGUGGGGAUGUAAGUUCCUCUACGACCUCAUGCAGUUUGUCAGUCCCACUCUGUUGGGUGUGUUAAUAGCCUACACACAGAACAAGGAACAUGAACAGGAAUGGAAAGGCUACGUCUACGCUGCCUCCUUCUUUGUUGUCGCUACCAUCCAAUCGCUGUGCUUCCAUCAGAACUUCCAUAUCGGCAUGACAACCGGAAUGCGGAUAAGAUCAGCACUCAUUACAGCUGUUUAUAAGAAGUCCAUCUGUAUGAACAGCGAGGCUAAGAAACAGAAGACGGUGGGAGAGAUUGUUAACCUCAUGUCUGUGGAUUGUCAGCGCAUGCAGGACCUCUCCGGCUACUUGUGGAUGUUGUGGUCAGCUCCUGUCCAGAUCAUUCUGGCCAUGACGCUUUUGUGGAAUCAACUUGGACCCGCUGUUUUGGCAGGUUUGGGUGUCAUGAUCCUCCUCAUUCCGCUCAACAUGUUUAUCUCCAUAAAACAGCGAAAACUUCAGGUGAACCUCAUGAAAGUUAAAGACAAGCGUCUCAAACUGAUGAGUGAAGUCCUUAAUGGGAUGAAGGUCCUGAAGCUUUAUGCCUGGGAACCAUCAUUCCAGGAAAAAAUUUUGGAACUGCGAAAUGAAGAAUUGGACAUCCUUAAGAAAUAUGCAUACCUUCAGGCCUUUAGUACCUUUUCCUUUACCUGUGCACCCUUUUUGGUGACCUUAGCAACAUUUGCAACAUACAUUUUGACAUCUGACGCCCACUACCUAGAUGCUGGCAAGGCAUUUGUUUCCUUAUCACUCUUUAACAUUUUACGAUUUCCCAUCAACCUCCUCCCCAUGAUGGUCUCCUACAUCGUACAGGCAAAUGUGUCCAUUGGUAGAAUUGCUGAUUUCCUGAAGAUGGGUGAUCUGGACCCUGAGAAUGUACAACACAAUAGAACAGAUCCUGAUGCAAUUACUAUAAAGAGUGGAACUUUCAGCUGGGACGACAAACUACAACCAGCCUUAAGGGGCAUUGACGUCUCUGUUGGUGUGGGCAAGUUGGUUGCGGUAGUCGGACAGGUCGGUUCCGGCAAAUCCUCACUAGUGUCUUCCAUUCUUGGAGACAUGGAAAAGCUCCAGGGACAUGUUAAUGUCAAGGGUUCUGUAGCAUAUGUCCCGCAGCAAGCUUGGAUACAGAAUGCAACAGUGCAGGACAACAUCCUGUUUGGUUCGGAAAUGAACCAGUGUACAUACGACGAUGUCCUUGAUGCGUGUGCCCUUCGUCCUGAUCUUGAGAUCCUUACGGCAGGAGACAUGACGGAGAUUGGAGAAAAGGGUAUAAACCUGAGUGGUGGUCAGAAACAGAGAGUGAGCCUGGCCAGGGCUGUAUACAACAACGCAGAUAUCUACCUACUAGACGACCCACUCAGUGCUGUAGACUCCCACGUCGGCAAACAUAUUUUCCAGGAAGUUAUCGGAAGCAAGGGAUUACUGCGAAAUAAGACGCGACUUCUGGUGACACACGGCAUCCACUGGCUACCCAUGGUGGACUCAAUCGUGGUACUGGUCGACGGCCACGUGUCCGAGAUGGGGUCGUACGAAGAACUGCUUGACCACGACGGUGCUUUUGCUCAAUUCCUCAAGAUAUAUCUCACGCAGGACAACAACGAUGAAGUUGACGAUGAAGAUCCUGAAAUUCAAGAAGUGAAAAAUAAGAUCCUACAGAGGCUCGAAUCGGUGACCUCUGAUACGGGAACGACGUCUGGAGACGAGUCCACGGUCAGGUCAAGAAAAAGGAAAACCUCUGAGAGCAAACCUAAAUUAGCUAGGUCAAUCUCCACCGCAGUGGAUAGAAAAUGUGACAAGAAACCGGACAAAAUCACCAAGGAAAAAGAUGUGUUGAUCCAAGAGGAAAAGAAAGAAGAGGGAGCUGUCAAACGUCAAAUUUUCAUGAAAUACGCCCGUGCCAUCGGACUUAUCGCCACGAUAUUCAUCUUGAUCUUGUUCAUCGCGUACCAGGGUGUUAGUUUGACCUCUAACAUCUGGCUGAGUCUUUGGACGGAUGACAAAGAUCUUGCAAACCAGACCAAUGCCAAUACGACCGAGUACCAGAACAAGAAUUAUAUGUAUCUUGGAGGAUACGCUGCAUUCGGUAUUGGACAAGCACUCCUGGUCAUGGCGUACUCCCUACUAGCAUCAUUGUGUCAAGUCAGAGCGGCUGGAAAACUUCACCUGGGCAUGCUAGAAAACAUAAUGAAGGGACCAAUGUCGUUCUUCGACACGACUCCUAUUGGACGAAUUGUGAACAGAUUUUCCCGUGACGUUGAGACAAUAGACUCUCUUCUACCAGGCGUCAUAAGAAUGUUUAUACAGAUGUUUUUUGGGACGUUGGGUACUUUUAUCGUCAUCACGUACAGUACUCCGAUCUUCCUCAGCGUUAUCAUACCACUUUUUGUCGUAUAUUACCUGUCACAGCGUUUCUAUGUACCAACAUCUAGACAGUUACAGAGAAUUGAGUCUACAACUCGCUCACCCAUAUACAAUCACUUCAGUGAGACUAUUGCUGGAGCAGCUACCAUCCGAGCGUACGGGCAACAGGACAGAUUUAUAGAGACGUCUGUUCAGCGUGUCGAUAAAAACAUACUGUUUUACUUCACCAGGAUAUCGUCCAAUAGGUGGUUAGGAACUCGACUGGAGUUUGUGGGCAAUCUGAUCGUGUUUGCAGCGGCCCUGUUUGCUGUUCUCUCCAAUGAUGUCAGUAGCGGAACAGUUGGCCUCUCUGUAUCCUAUGCUCUAUCGAUCACGUCAGCCUUAAACCUGUUAGUACAGCAGGCCAGUAACCUGGAAACAAACAUCGUGUCGGUGGAGCGUGUCCAGGAGUACGCCGAAAUACAAACAGAGGCACCCUGGGUAAUGCCCUUCAGACGACCUCCACACGACUGGCCCCAAGUUGGUCAUGUUAGUUUCAAUGACUACAAAACACGGUACCGAGAGGGCCUUGACCUUGUAUUGAGGGGCGUAACCUGUGAAAUUCAGGGCGGAGAAAAGGUUGGUAUUGUAGGUAGGACAGGUGCCGGUAAGUCAUCCCUAACCGUCGCUUUGUUUCGCCUGAUCGAACCCGCUGGUGGAUCCAUUGUCAUAGAUGGUCAGAGUAUCGCCAACAUGGGACUCCAUGAUCUCCGGUCAAAACUGACCAUCCUCCCACAGGACCCUGUUUUGUUCUCUGGUUCCCUGAGGAUGAACCUUGACCCCUUCAAUAUAUACCAAGACAACCAGCUUUGGAAGGCCAUCGAGCAUGCUCACUUGAAGAAGUUUGUGUCUGAACUUCCUGAUGGUUUGAUGCAUGAAUGUGGGGAAGGGGGAGAAAACCUGAGCGUUGGGCAGCGACAAUUGGUGUGUCUAGCCAGGACGCUGCUGAGGAAAACUAAGAUUCUCAUCCUUGACGAGGCUACGGCUGCUGUUGACAUGGAAACAGACGAUCUGAUACAGAACACAAUUAGGACGGAGUUUAAGGACUGUACAAUUCUCACCAUCGCCCACAGGCUUAACACUAUCAUGGACUAUGACAAGGUCAUGUUAUUAGAUCAAGGACUCAUCAAAGAAUUUGACAGCCCAAAUAACUUACUGAAAGACAAAUCUUCAGCAUUUUACAGCAUGGCGAAGGACGCCAACCUUGUUUAGUGCUAUGUGUCAAACACGUAGUCAAUAACACUCAAUCACAUACUGUAUAGUCCCACACUCAGAUGAUCCAGUAGGAAUGGCCAGAAGAUUUCACUGCAACCAACUUGUCAGCAUAUACAAAAAAUCUUGAAAAAAAUAUAUUUUAUGAAUAUUUUUCCCUCCGUACCGUAACAUGCAUGGAUUGAUAUUAAUUAUGAAGCAUUGAUGUUCUCUGUGUAAAUGUCGUGACAUAUGAUAAUUGAGAAUUUGAAGAGACUACUGUAUUGUGAUAACUGUGAUAUAUAUAAAAAUGUAGGUAUGUAUGGCUUAAUAUGACUGACCAAGGUAAACAUGUCCCGACUACUGAUAAGGGUUCUCAAAGUUAAUGAUUUUUCUUUAUAAGAUACACAAACAAAAUAGUUUGACCUACCUACCACUUAACCUACCCAAACUUAAAAUCCUCAGUCAGGUUACGUCAAAAAAGUAAAAGUUUAAUGGUGGCCUAGAAUAAUUCAAGGCGAAAAUUAAUGAGAAAGUUUCCUAAGAGAUGAACCAACCCGUUAAUAUGGUGAUGUGUUACGAAAAAAAGAUGCAUGUUAUUUGGUUAGCUGAUCAAUUAGGCUUGAGUUGUGCUACAUCCCAUAAUAGGUAUACUUGCUACAGGAGCAGAAAAGUAGCAACAUUUACAACAUAUACCUUUUUAGUACAUUAAUCCAAUCUGGUCAUUAAAUAUAUGUUAGCUAAAACUCUGGCCAACAUUGACGCAAUUGUCUCCAAGGUACUAUUAUUACAGUUUGGCGUUUUCUUGCUGGCUCUCUGUGUCACUGGGCGAAAUGUUAAAAUUGCAUCAUACAUGUGUAUAUUGCAAUAUGGCACUUUCUGUCAGGCUUUGUUGUUUGCUGGGCGUCAUUCAACAAUAUAAUCAACUACAUGUAUAUUCCAUAUCUCCAAGCAAUGUAUUGCAGUAUGGUGUUUUCUGGGUUGGUCGCUCGGCGUCACCCAACAACACGUUCCUAUAUUCUCCCUAUCUCACACCUAUAUAUUACUUUUUCUUGCUUAUUUACGUAAUUGUAAGAUAUUUAAAUUGUGAUAUAUACAUUUUGUGUAAAUUCAAUGUGAUCAAUGUUUGUGUUUGGUAAUGGGUGAAAUGAUUGUUGUCUUUUUGCCUAUAAGGAAACCAAUAAGGAGUUCUUAUCCAAUAUUUUGUUAAAUCACAAUACUUUAGGUUAUAUGUUACCUUCCUGCAUAGUUCUGAAUUAUUCAUAAUAACGUUAAUUGCAAUUUUUUUGUAGAUAAGUCUUAAUAUAGAUCACAGGUUUGUUUUGUAAGGAAGUAUAUUAGCGAUUCAGUAGAUUAUAUAUUUUCAGUUUGUGUUGUAUACAGUACAUAUGUGAUACAUUAAACAUUAUAUAAAUUAGAUAAUAUAUAUCCCAGCUUUGCUUUCUGCUCUCCUAAAUUAUUUUCGUCGCACAUUAAAGUACUCUUUAAUAGUUCUCAGGGCAUUUCUUUGUGGGGAUCAAGGGGUAUCUACAGCCAUUGCUGAUAACGUUAUGUACAUUACAAUUUGGACUAUGUGAUAUAAAUGACAUUGUACAUUACAAUAGACUGGUACGCUCUCUAUUAAAGGUAUUUAAAGUACAUUUUUAGGGGAGGGUAUACCAAGUGUAUGAACAGUUAGAUCGUUCCUACCAAACCUACAUACAAGGCCUGACCACUCUCAAAUAAUUUGUAGCAGAGACGUAUAAACUACAUGGCUUUAUAUGUCUCUGGUUUUAGGGAAUGGGGGAAGUAUAUUCUCUCAUUUCCCUGUGUGUAAGAUAGAGCUGUCCAGGGUAAGAAAGGGGUGUAGGAAAUUUCUUUCCUACACCCAAUUUCACUUGACGUGACGUCACAAUUAAUGGCUCAACAAUGACGUGACGUCACAAAUUUGGAACUCUCUGAUGCCGCAAUGCGGA
Mizuhopecten yessoensis (Yesso scallop) is the source of this 7061-nucleotide messenger RNA. RefSeq names its product multidrug resistance-associated protein 1-like. Bases 475 to 5127 code for a protein of 1550 amino acids. NCBI's taxonomy places the organism in Eukaryota, Metazoa, Mollusca, Bivalvia, Pectinida, Pectinidae. Gene Ontology annotation, cellular component: membrane. Gene Ontology annotation, molecular function: ABC-type transporter activity; ATP binding; ATP hydrolysis activity. The transcript has 29 exons. Gene Ontology annotation, biological process: transmembrane transport. The record is from RefSeq and is a predicted model, not a curated record.